Molecule: messenger RNA, 784 nt
Organism: Chara braunii
Lineage: Eukaryota; Viridiplantae; Streptophyta; Charophyceae; Charales; Characeae
Source: the annotation of a GenBank genome assembly
GCUUGUUGCAGGUUGCUGCAAUAUAAGGGCAGCCAUCAUCUUCUUCAUCGAGGUUCACCACCUUCUUCAUGGUGGUUUGCGGCGCUGUGACUUGAUAUCUGGGGAUGCUGUUUUCAACAGUGGGGUACCAUUGGAGGCUGGGGGUUGUAGGGAGAAGGGUGGCUUUCAUGCCUGAUAUUCCCAGUGGUGGGGGAUUACCCAGGAAACUAAUGGAAGAGUUCCGGAAGAAGUUCUUGGGGAGCUAUGCUCCCCUCACCAUCGUCUUUGAUGGAGCGAAGAAUCUCUACUCUAUCCAGGAGUUGAGAGCCCCAAUGUCUGAGGUCAUCAGUUUCGGGGAAGAUGGCCGGCCGCCCAAGGAGUAUAAGAUAGAGGUGAAACAAGCAUCCAGAUUCGAUCUGAAUGAGCUGAUUCGGUUCUUCCAAGACUCAUCAAGGCAGCUGCCACAGAAUAUCCUACAGAGUCUUGAGGUUGCCCUCCGUGAAGUUCCAGCGAUAAAGUACGUAAAUGUUGGAAGAUUCUUUUUUGAUCCCAUAUUUGGACACACUGGAAUGGGAGGAGGGUUGGUAUCCUUCAACGGCUUUUUUCAAAGUCUCCGGCCUUGCCAACAGGGUCUCAUGGUGAAUAUCGACGCAAAAGGCGAGAACAGAACGGCAUCAGCAAUCCUCAUUCUCAGAUCUUCAAAAUUUUAAAUCCGGAGGCACCUCCUGAACUUGGAAAAAGACCCACAGCAGGGAAAUUGGUGCUGGUCAGACGGUCGAUGGAAAAAUGAAUGGAUUCACGGCCA